AUGAGUAAGAAAGGCGGCCGCCCUAAGACCUAUGGUGUUCAUGAGCACUUUGCAGCAGCCCCUAUUCCUCCAGGAGGACACAAAUUCACUCAACAUCGCGUUCGGUGUAAGUACUGUUCUAAAACUAUGGCCAAGCACGUCCAACGGCAACAGAACCACCUUGCCAAGGAGUGUCUUGGGUUCCACCAAGCUGCAGGCUGCAGUGGAUUUUGCCCGACACGAAUCACCACGGCUCUGUCUAUUAUGGAUCGAAACUCUAAAGAUGCCAUGUUGAUCGCCAGCCUCGAAGCACCACCGCUCUGUCCAUUAUGGAUCGAAACUCUAAAGAGCAACUUGAUCGAGCUGCAGCCCUCGCCGUCUUCACGUCUGGCAAGCCAUAUACCACCUUCGAAGAUUCUGGCAUGGUUGAGUUCAUCCAAAUGCUCAAUCCAGCUGCAAGCCAUAUACCACCUUCGAAGUUCUGGCAUGAUUGAGUUCAUCCAAAUACUCAAUCCAGCGUACAAGCCCCCUUGUGGUGAUCGAAUUGCCUCUAUACUUCCUGAAGUCUACCAAGAUUACUGA
Molecule: messenger RNA, 561 nt
Organism: Metarhizium robertsii ARSEF 23
Lineage: Eukaryota; Fungi; Ascomycota; Sordariomycetes; Hypocreales; Clavicipitaceae
Exons: 1
Coding region: 1-561 (186 amino acids)
Source: RefSeq, a predicted model, not a curated record